Messenger RNA from Monodelphis domestica (gray short-tailed opossum), 4095 nucleotides. RefSeq names its product C-X3-C motif chemokine ligand 1 (gene CX3CL1). Gene Ontology annotation, biological process: antimicrobial humoral immune response mediated by antimicrobial peptide; inflammatory response; positive regulation of GTPase activity. The record is from RefSeq and is a predicted model, not a curated record. Gene Ontology annotation, molecular function: CCR chemokine receptor binding; chemokine activity. Gene Ontology annotation, cellular component: extracellular region. NCBI's taxonomy places the organism in Eukaryota, Metazoa, Chordata, Mammalia, Didelphimorphia, Didelphidae.
UGGAAUUCACUCCCUGAACAGCAGGGAAUGUUUAUUUAAAGAACCAAUGGACUGGGAGGGGUGAGCAGGAGGGGGAAAGCAGUGGGCUGGGAAUGAUCCCCGGUUUCACCUUCGGCUCCCUCCUCCGAUGCUGCGGGAGCUGAGCUGAAAGCUCUCUUCCCGGAGUGUUACUUGGCAACAUCCUGAUCAAUCUGUGGCAAGAGGGGCGCUCUAUUUCCCUUCCUUUCUCCUCCCAACAGGCUGGGGGGUGAGGAGGGAGAGAGGGAGAAAAAGAGGGGGAGAGAGGCAGACUCCAGUGACAGCGAUUGCAAAAGUCAGAGGUAGCUGGGGAGCCGAGGAUUUGCGGGAGUCGCUGCGCCAGAGGCCCGGGGGCGGCAUUUGGAAGCUUCGGGAGAGGAGAAGGAGGACGUCGUUGGAGCCUCGCUCCUUGCUCGCCUCCUGACCAGUCUCACAGCGCCCGCGCUGCUGGGUACCAUGGGGUCCUGGCCCCCCGCGAAGCUGCUCUGCCUGAGCGUGCUCGGGCACCUGGUGUCCCUGCUGGCAGGACAACAUUUUAGCAUGAGUAAGUGCACCCAUGAAUGUCCCCCAUUGAACAGAGAUAUGCCCCAAAUUCCAAAUCAUCGCCUAAAGAAUUACACUGCAACAUCGCCGUCUUGCCGCCCCAAAGCUAUCAUAUUCUUUACUGCAAGGAACAAAAUCAUAUGUGCUGACCCGGAUGUGAAAUGGGUACAAGAAGCAGUUCGGUUUCUGGAUGAAAGUGCUGCUGCUCAGAAAAUGACCCAAGGAAAGGAGGAUAGAGGCAAAUUUGAAAAAUUAAUGGGAGUAACUGGGCCCCCAACCACCCAAGUCAAUGGCGGAGAGAGCACUGUUCCAGCUACUACCUUGGCUCCAGAAGCUGCCAAUACCCCUGUCUCAACAACCGUCAGUCCUAGCCCAAGCCCGACGCCUGCCUUCUCGGAGGAAGAAAUGGCCUUGAUGACCUCCCCAGGGCUGCCGGCCAGCAUAGUUAGUUCAUCAGUGUCUUUCUCUGACUCUCUUCUGGUGGGAUCCACCUCAGCCAUGGAGGGGGAAAAGACUCUAGACACUGGAACCGAGACUUCCAGUAUAAAGGCUAUAUCUGCAACGGUGACUCCAAUUCCUGAGAGUUCUGAUUCAGGCCCCCUGGCUAAAGGGGAGAUGUCUGAGGAGAUGCCUACUCUUUCUUACCCUGGGGAGGAAGUUAUGGGACAGUCAGAGGACCACCCUGAGCCCGUGGAGGAGAGCGAUUUUACGACUGAAAAUCCCAUUAUUAGUGAAGAGGCAAGCACUGUUUUAACUCUCACAAACCCCUUCUCCAACCUGGCUACAGAUGUUGCAGAACACUAUUUCCCUGCCUUUAUCCCUGCCUCAGAAAGCCCCAAUCAAGGGCUGGUUUCAAGAACCAGCCUACCUUCCAAAUUUGAAGAGACUGCCCAUGCCACGGUUGAUCCCCAAAGGCUAGAAGUUGCCAUCACAGCCAUCCCAGACUCUCCACAGGCAGCAACCCGAAGGCAGGCUUUUGGCCUAUUGGCCUUCCUGGGUUUCCUCUUUUGCUUAGGGGUGGCCAUGUUUGCCUAUCAGAGCCUCCAGAGCUGCCCUCGUAGGAUGGCGGGAGAAGUGGUCGAGGGGCUCCGUUAUAUUCCAAGGAGCUGUGGGAGUAACUCCUAUGUCCUGGUUCCUGUGUGAUCCUGAGUCCUUCUGUGAGCCUUCUCUGUCUGAGUCCAGACACCAAUCUUUGACUGAGUCAGCCACCCCAUUGCUGCUCUGGCCCUUGCUGGGAGUGCCAGUGGCAUUGCCCCAAACCUGAGUGCCAAUGGCCCUGCCCCAAACCUGAGGCAAGAGCCUCCUCAGCUACCCUGGAAACCACCAAAGGGAAUUAGGGUGAGGGAUACUCCCACUUCCUAGGCACAUUGUAGGAGGCAUGUCCCCGCCUUGGAAGGUGCCCCGAAGCUGGAAAAUCCCUCAUAUGCCGCUGGUCGGUCAGAGGUUCCCCUUGUACCACGUUCUCUCCUCUGAUGAAUAAGUAUUUAUUGAAUGCCUCUGUCCCUCACCCCAUUCACCUCUUCACCACAACACGUGUCCAGUUCUGGGCUUUUGGGUUGGCUGAUUUGCUCUCAGAUAAUAUCAUUUCUCUGUACUCCCUUGGCUACCUGUAUCCUAUGUCACUCAUCCCACUUCCCUGGCUAGCUGAGGUGCUAUUUGACUCAGUCACCUGUACAGAAACCAAAUGCUCUAGCCAGGUUCUCAUUUUUUUGCAUGAGACAAAUGUGGUGUUUCCUGAGGGUGGAUUGGCCCCCCUCAAACCCAGUGAGACAUAGUCAAAAAGAAAAGGAAAGAUUUUUGUCAAGUUGGAUUUUUUGUUGUUGUGAGACUGGGGUAGGGGUAUUACUGUUUGUUGUUGUUGUAGAUUUUAUUUGAUUUUAUUUUAUUUGCCUCCCUGAGGAAUUUGGUCUCUGCGAUUGAAAUCCCUGCUAGCCCUAGGGGCCAGCUUUUCUCCCUACUGAAAGAGGAGUUUGUUUGUGACCCUUGGGAAUGGGAUAGAGGCAAAUAUCAGAUCAGAAACUGAUCCUUGAUUUGAAAGGACCCAGUGGUCAAGGUACAGGACACUCCCUUCCCUGGAAUAGUCAACAACUCCCAGAAGCCUUCUCUCCCUCCCCAUAGUCCAGCAUUUGUAGUCGCUGUUUCCUCUGAGCCUCUUAAACCAAUGUGGGGAGGGUAGAGAAGCUUAGUGGUCUGGCAUUCACUACUUGGUAGCCAGCUGGGAGGUAUCAUGUCCUAGGAAACAAGAAAGAAGUGAAGGAAAGGACCCCCCCCCCCAAAUCUUUCAGUGCUGCUAGAAUUGGACAAGUAUACCUUUGGUGGAUAUUCUCUAAUUUGCCCAGAGAAUCAUAGGUCUAGCUUAAAGCCACACUUCAUCCGUGGCCUGCCCCAGCUCAUUGGUGAAAGAUGGCGGUCCAGUGACCUAAUUAAAGUGAUGAUGAGGGGGUACCAAAGAUCAGAAUUUUUAAUUUGUCUUUCAAGCUCAGACUCCACCAAACUCCCCUCCCUGGUCAUUACUAUGUCCUAAAGUCUCAAUCCAUCUCCCAAAACUAGGAUGUUGGAAGAAUCAAAAUUAUAUCAGUUAUAUAGUUGGAUGGGCAAAGGUCUGGACUAACUGGGCUUUUUCCCCCUAAAUGUCCCUUGCCCAGGUACGCAAAAACAGGUAGAUGUAGGGGAAGCCAUGGGAAGGAGGCCAGCUUUCCAAGGCAAUUGCUGAGUGAUGCCCAAAUUUAUAUACACAUACACAUAUGUAUAUAUAUGUAAUAUACAUUAUAAUAUAUAUGUUUUUUAAACUGAUCCUGUCCUGGUCAGUUUGCAUCUUCUGAAAGGCCCGGAAUGGACCCAUGGCCCUCUUUCACUAUAGUUCUUUACACCAAUUCCAUGGAAUCUCUUGCAGUUCUCACCCUGUAUUUGCUCUCAAAAAAGGCUCUUAGUCUUCUCCUCCUUGGACUUCAGAAACUGUCAUCUUUCUCUAAGGUUAGAGGCAAAGCUCUCCUACUUGGAUACAAUUUGAUUCUGUGAAAAAGAAACACACAUCUCUUAAUUUUGAUUUGGGGUGGUCCUUGUUCUGAGUCAAGGAAACAACUUGGAUCUAUUAGGUCUAAGCCUCAAGAAGGAAAGUCUUCCAGGGAAAAGCAAGUAGAGCAGAUGGUGUACGUUUUGGGGGAAGGGAGUAGAAAAAGAACUCAAAGCCAUUUUGAGCGAAUUUAUUCCAGAUUCUCUGGAAGUAAAAUGGCUGCUGAACCUUGGUGGGAAGCAUGCUGAGACCUGAGAAAUGAGUUCUCAUGUCUUCUAAGGAAAGUGGGGGUGUUAGGAGUAGUAGAAGGAAAUUCUAAGCGCAGCUAAUCCCCAACCUGGGGAUGAUACACACACAACUUCCCCUUAACCAACAGAUAGUGAAUAAAGAUGCUAUCCAUUCCAGAGGGAUGAUGCACUGACAGGCAUUGGCUCCUCUACUCUCCUCAUCACUCAUUGCCAGUGUCUGUAACAUUUUGUAUUUUAGUAAGAAAAAGAAGCAUUAAAAGUCCUGUGAAAUAA